Aphanomyces astaci is the source of this 1705-nucleotide messenger RNA. RefSeq lists its product as hypothetical. The coding region runs from base 68 to 1663 and encodes 531 amino acids. The transcript is spliced from 8 exons. The record is from RefSeq and is a predicted model, not a curated record. Gene Ontology annotation, cellular component: membrane. NCBI's taxonomy places the organism in Eukaryota, Oomycota, Saprolegniomycetes, Saprolegniales, Verrucalvaceae. Gene Ontology annotation, biological process: transmembrane transport. Gene Ontology annotation, molecular function: antiporter activity; xenobiotic transmembrane transporter activity.
CUUUUUGAAACGCGUGCAUCGUUCGGCUAAAUCUUCAAUCAUCAUCAUCGCCAUUCCCAGGUACAAAAUGGCUACAGAUUAUGCCCGUGUACCGAUGCAGCCCCGUCGUGGACGUGAGAGAGAGAUGGUGUCGUGCGUGGCCUUGUCGGACGAGACGCCGACGGAACACACCAAGCUGCUGUCAUCGUCGGUUUCGCACUCAACGCAAAGUCGGGCCUUGUUGAUGGCCCAGCUCGGCCAAGUGGUUGGAUGGUACGAGUUACGUCCUCUCCUUGGUCUUGCGCUUCCGCUGGUGUUGAGCUCAACACUCGACCACGUGUCGGCGGUGGUACCUGUCAUGAUGAUGGGCCAUCUCAGCGCCAACACGAGCAAGGAAUACAUCUCUGCGAUCGCCAUGGGCAUGACGUUCCUGCUUCUCACGGCGUGGACCGUCGUGUGGGGCACCGGGUCCGCUAUGGACACGUUGUGCUCGCAGUCAUUUGGAGCCGGGCAGGCCACGGACCUCGGCCUUGUCUUCCAAGCCGGCUGGCUCGCGGGCAACCUGCUCUUGGCUCCCACGAUGGUCCUCGGCAUCUUUUGCAAGGACAUUUUGCUCUUGUUUGGCCAAACCGACGACGUAGCGACGCUGGCGAGUCACCUUGUGUUGAUCAUGCUGCCGAUUCUACCCGUCGCGCUCUUCUACGACCUUUUACGCCGCGUUCUUCAAAGCCAAAACAUCGUUACACCUCUCAUGGGUGUGUCGUGCGUGAGUGUCGUGGCCACCAUCGCCAUCAACUACGUCCUCAUGUUCCACACACCUCUGGGGUAUCUUGGCCGCGCGGUGGCGGUCGUGAUCAUGGCGUUGCUGGCGCCGUUGCUGUUGUGGCCGUACUUGGUGCAGAGCAACGUGUAUCGCCAAGAGUGGAAAGGCUGGGACCUCCACGCAGCGUGGACGUUGGUGCCCGAAGUGCUCCAUCUCGGCAUAUCUGGCGCCGCCAUGCAGGGGUUUGAGCUAUGGGGUAUUUCCAUCGCCUCUAUUGUUGCAGCUUUCGGUCGUGUAGGGAUGCUCCCGAAUGCCGAGGUCGCGAUCAGUGCUGACGUGUGCAUGCAUGGUUUUCGUGGAUUUUUCCAUAUGUUGUACGGGCCAGUAGCAGUCGCCGGGUCUGUUCGAGUCGGAAAUGCUCUCGGAGCAAAUGACCCGCAACGCGCCAGAACGGCCGCGUGGCAGUGCAUUGGCAUGUGUGGAUUGCUGGGAAUGGUCGCCGCCAUUUGCAUGGUGUCCUUUCGGCACUCGUUUCCUUAUGCUUAUACCCCCGAUGACAACAUUGUGACCCUCACCGCACAACUUCUGCUCGUGUGUGCGCCAUUUCAGACCGCCGUCGCCAUAUAUGUGGGUAUCAUGGGUGUGUUUCGGGGCAGUGGGCAGCAAACUCGAGGUGCAAUUGUAAACGGAGUCGCCAACUUAUUGAUUGGCCUGCCGCUGGGACUAAUGCUGGCGAAUAUGGUGGCGGAUGGCAUCGUGGGGUUAUGGCUGGGUAUCUCUGUGGCGUUCUUGAUAUGCGCCGUGUAUGGCAUCGUAUGGCUCAUGCAAGUGGACUGGGAAGGACUAGCGAAUGACGCGCAUGUUCGAACCCAAGACACGCAUCAUGCAGGUCAAGAUGACUCGGUUGUAGCGCUGCCAUAACUAACAACAAAAAGCCAAGUUAUUGCUGAGUUUAUUCUAAGC